ACCAUUGUCCGCCAUAUUCGUGGCGCCGUCACUCGAUUAAUCCAGCUGCAGCGCUCACACUCCUAGAAGCGGCAGCAGCCGGCUCUAGAUCACAAGAAAACCAACUGCAGUUCGCACUGAUGUCGAAAUAUGUCCCUCAAGCCCGUUCAAGAUUUUACAGUACCCUACACGUAACGCUUUUUAUCCUACAACAACUUUUACUGCCUUAACGCAACUCUGUUGUAAUUCAAGCUCGACCACAAUUCUGUUCAGGUAAAGUGAGUGUGUCAAUCACACUUGGAACGGUUGAGCAGUUACAGUAUACAUGCACAAAUCUGUAGUCACUUCUACACUGACAGGUCUCUCGUGUGCUUACGUUCUUCCCGGAAUCGUUUUUGUCUGUUCUUAUUCCUUUUUUCUUUCAGUUCAAUUGUCCUGAUAGCAAAGACACAGAGCGCUUGUCUUCUUUAACCUGGACAAACAAACACCCAGGUAGAAGGGUAUAAGGUAUACACGCUCCACGGGCAAACGAAUGGACGGGCAGAAAGUGUUCAGAUUCGAUGGCAAUCCCCCAAAAAUUGUGGUAGUAGUUGCACGUCCUCCUCCUUCUCCACUCAAUUCCGAUUUCUUUGCAAGUCCACUCGACUUAGUCCUUCCACUUCUUCAGUCUUAAAAAGCUACACGUAUAGAGUACAUACAGAUAGUCACUCACUAGAGAGUCACUCAUCUACCGCUGCGACGAGUUGCGGCAAUAGCGCGAUAUUGCAUUGCAGUUCUCAGUUUGUCGUCUAAUUAGUUGGUUAGGCAGGGUGGCCACGUUCGGUGCUCCGAGGCGGUGCAAGCGGCGGUAGCAGUCGCAGCCGAGCUGGACUGUGCUGCUUUGGUGAAUGGUGGGAGAGUUAGAUUACGACUGCAGCUCCGCCAGGUAGUCGACGAUCGACAUCAGAAUGAACAGCAUGGAGGCCAGACGGGCGGAGCUAGAAAAGAAACGGCAGAAGCUGGAACAGCUCCGUAAUGAACGUCUCAAAGCCAAAGAAGAAAAAGAACGCCAGCAAAGGCUACAGGCUGCUGCUGCGGGGACUGGCGAGGCGUCCAUUGCUGCGCGAUCUGAUGUGGACGACAUCCUUGACUCACUGGGCAUUAGUCUAUUAUCGGGAAAAGAUUCGCCUCUAGGAUCUAGUGGAGUGGCGGGAUCGGGGCACUCGGUGGGAGUUGGUGGAGAUACUCCGGAUGUCCACUCGAUUGCCUCAUCCGUUCAAGCAACGCCCACCAGAAAAGCGAGGAAAAAUGUAGCUCUUCAGGUGGUUACGGUAAACCAGAGCAAUAUCCCUCCUAAGGAGUGCGUUAUGUACUCAAAAACAACACAGACUUUACCAGGAAACGAUAGAGAAGGAGGUUAUGGCGGCAAGGGUCGAAAAGCCACUCAACCCGUGGACUACUAUGUACUGACGCACUGGGACGAAGGUAUGUAUCAUAAGUUGGAUGAGCAACUUCAUACAUUCAGGGUACAUGUCUUACUAAUAGAUAAAAGCACUCAUCUAGAUAGUUACUAAAGCAACGUUCUAUUUUAAUGAGUAAGAAUGCAGAACACAUAUAUUUAAAUCAGAACCGAUUUAACAGAUGUAGUAGCAAGAUGAAAUCAUAGA
Varroa destructor (honeybee mite) is the source of this 1625-nucleotide messenger RNA. RefSeq names its product cytoplasmic dynein 1 intermediate chain-like. Gene Ontology annotation, cellular component: cytoplasmic dynein complex. Gene Ontology annotation, biological process: microtubule-based movement. Lineage: Eukaryota; Metazoa; Arthropoda; Arachnida; Mesostigmata; Varroidae. The record is from RefSeq and is a predicted model, not a curated record.